UUUAUUUUUUUAUUGAGUAAAAAGUUCAUUAAAAGUUUUAGGUGGUCAAAAAACGUCAACAAAAAUAGAAGGUUGUUUUGCUCGUUUUGCUGCAGUAUUUUUGUGUAUAUGUUACUUAACAAGUGUAAAUAAGACGCAAAGGUUAGUAUUGGUGCACGGACACAUUGAGGCAUUGAGCCAUGGAUACAUAUCGAAUAGAAUCGGAUAGAUUUGUGGUGCUCCACACAGACGGUAAGGGCAACAACAAUGAGUUGAUUGACUUCGAUCAGGGUAUCUUGCCACCAGAGCCCCAGCUGGGCAAUGUGGAGUACAAAUUGAAAUUGAUCAAUCCCUCUCAGAUGCGCUUUGAGCAUCUGGUGACGCAGAUGAAGUGGCGCCUGAGGGAGGGCCAUGGGGAGGCAGUUUAUGAGAUUGGAGUUUCAGACUCGGGACAGCUCCAUGGACUGGAUGAUGCGGAUAUGGACACGUCACUGGGCACACUGACGCAGAUGGCUGAUAAGCUGGGUGCCACGACGACGGUUCUGCGGAGGAAAUCCGUGGGGUAUAGGCGUUCGGUGACGGAAGUUCUGGUGCGCAAGAUACCCGAUGAUCAGCACAAUAUUGAGGUGAGAGUGGCAGUUCUGGGUGGAGCUGGGGCGGGAAAGAGUACGUUGCUGGGUGUUCUGACGCAGGGUGUCACGGACAAUGGGCGCGGGAAGGCACGCCUGAAUAUGUUUAGGCAUGUCCAUGAGAUUAAGUCAGGGCGAACGUCCUGCAUCAGUCAUGAAUCUCUGGGUUUCGAUGCCAUGGGCAAUGUGAUAAAUUCCAAUACGAACGACAUGAUAACGGCAGAGGAAGUUCGCGAUAAAUCGGCUAAACUAGUCACGUUUAUGGAUCUCGCGGGGCAUCGACGAUACCUGAGGACAACUGUCCAGGCCCUCAGUGGAUACUCACCCCAUCAUGCGAUGCUGGUGGUGAGUUCUGGGGGUACCAUUGGGGGCAUGACAAAGGAACAUCUGGCCAUUGUUAAGGCUCUGGAUAUUCCAUUCUUCAUAGUCAUCACGAAGAUUGACAUUACGCCACCGGGAACGGUGAUACAGGAGCUCAAGGACAUCCUAACGUCCAUUGGAUACCGCAAAGUACCCAUGCCCAUUGACUCCUACGACAGUGUCUUCACGGCAAGCUCCCAUCAACUCUCUGAGAAUGUCGUGCCCAUUUUCUGUGUCUCCAAUGUCACAGCUGAAGGUCUGAGUCUCAUCACGAGAUUCCUCUAUGUCCUGUCACCGGGUGUCAGUCACUCAGAGCGAGAGCGACUGGAACUGGAGCCAUGUGAAUUCCACAUCGAUGAGAUUUUCCGGGUAGAGGGCGUGGGGAUGGUGGUGGGAGGAUUGCUAGUGAAAGGUGUCGUAACAGAGGGGACUUCUCUCAAAGUUGGUCCCCUUCCGGAUGGUUCCUUUCAUUCAGUCUCCGUGGCCACCAUUCAUCGCAACAAGGCACCAUGCCGAAUGGUUCGUGCCGGCCAGAGUGCUUCACUCUCAUUCACAGCCAACGGUGACCUGCCCAAUCUGCGCAGUGGCAUGGUUCUCGUGUCCACGGACUACGGAUCAGCCACAGAACCCUUUGGUACGCUGUACUUCCAGGCCAAGGUGUCUGUUCUCUACCAUGCCACAUCCAUCUACAAGGGCUUUCAGACAACCGUGCAUAUCGGCAGCAUUCGACAGACGGCCAUCAUUGAGGGCAUCAUGGGUGACAGGAAGCUAAGGACAAAUGACAGUGCCUCAGUGCUCUUUCGCUUCGUCCGGCAGCCCGAAUACGUGCGUGAAGGCAUGCGAAUUCUCUUCCGGGAGAGCUCCAGCAAGGGCAUAGGUGUUGUCACUCAAGUAUUUCCCCUAAAUGUGACUCUCCAGUGAUCUCCCAUCAUCCUCCUACAUCGACAGGAUACUAUUUAUUCUUCAAUAAUGUGAUUUAUCUGAUUUUUUCCGCAUCUCCACAUGCAAUAAAAAUAAUGAAUUUUGAAUUCCCUCUCAAAAA
Phlebotomus papatasi is the source of this 2010-nucleotide messenger RNA. Its product is annotated as GTP-binding protein 2. Bases 180 to 1889 code for a protein of 569 amino acids. The record is from RefSeq and is a predicted model, not a curated record. Gene Ontology annotation, biological process: translational elongation. Gene Ontology annotation, molecular function: translation elongation factor activity; GTPase activity; GTP binding. NCBI's taxonomy places the organism in Eukaryota, Metazoa, Arthropoda, Insecta, Diptera, Psychodidae. The transcript has 2 exons.